Rasamsonia emersonii CBS 393.64 is the source of this 1365-nucleotide messenger RNA. RefSeq lists its product as uncharacterized. The coding region runs from base 1 to 1365 and encodes 454 amino acids. Lineage: Eukaryota; Fungi; Ascomycota; Eurotiomycetes; Eurotiales; Trichocomaceae. The transcript has 2 exons. The record is from RefSeq and is a predicted model, not a curated record. Gene Ontology annotation, molecular function: DNA binding. Gene Ontology annotation, cellular component: nucleus.
AUGCCAAAAUCGCCAGAUAAAAUCGAAUCCCGAAUCCAGGAGGCCUUAAAAAAGGCUUCAUGUCAAAAAAAGCCAAAUAUCUCUGCGUUGGCGCGAGAAUUCGACGUGCCUCGCAAACGGCUUCACGAACGCUUCAAGGGUCGGCCACCAAGAACCGCCAAAAUCCCGCGCAAUAAGGUAUUAGAUGACCAGCAAGAGAAGGCAAUUAUUCGCUGGAUUCGACAGCUUGAUUCCCUACAUUCGCCGCCUACCCCAAAGAUGAUAGAGUGCUGUGCAAACCAGAUUUUGCAGAGGAAUGUGUUAUCUGUAUCCAAGCCGGCUCCGCGCGUAGGGGAAACCUGGGUAUAUCGGUUUAUUCAGCGCCUUCCUGACGACCUACAUCUUAUCAAACAGAAGCCAAUUGAGAAAGAUCGACUAGGGGCAGAAGAUAUUGGUAUUCUGACACAUUGGUUUGAUCUCUUGGAGCCAUAUAUAGCCCGGAUUCCACCAAAGAAUAUAUAUAACUUUGAUGAAACUGGCUUUCAAUUAGGGCAGGGGAAAUCUCAAAAAGUCGUCACUUCCAACCCUAUACGAGCCUCCCGAGGCAUUGCAACUAGCGAGACAAACGAAUCCUUGACAGCCAUUGAAUGUAUCGCGGCCGAUGGUACUGUCCUUCCUCCAUACUUCAUCUUCAAGGGCGAAUAUCAACUGGAACGUUGGUAUCAACAAAUUCCUGAUUCUGCGGAUACAGACAAAUAUCGAAUUGCUACAGCUUCCAAAGGAUAUACAACAGAUGAGAUUGCAAUGGAUUGGAUCAGGCACUUCCAUCAGCAUACAGAAAAGCGGGUUUCUAAGACUGAUGCAAGACUAUUGCUUAUGGACGGCCACGGAUCCCAUCUCACAUAUAAUUUUCUGAAUUAUUCCAACGCAAGGUCUCCAUCUCCGGUUCUAAAUAUACGCGAUAAAACACCAUCAAUUCAAUCUAUCUCAACCAAUUCUCCUCCCCAGACAGUUCGUACACUGCGACGGAGCAUUCAGAAGCUGGAUAAGUUUGUCAAUGAAAAUCCUAGCCUUGAUCAAAGCUUUACACGCCGUCUUGACCGAGUCUUUCAAAGUGCUAUACAAACAGCUGAAUUGACAGCCCAACUUCAAAGCGAUAUCUCUCAACAUCUAGAGCGUGCACGCGCUCCAAGCUCUCAGAGAUCUCGCAGAAGAAUCCCUACUAUAGGGCCAUUGACAGUUAAAGAUGCAAAUCGUCAGGUUGCUGAACGUGCUGAAGCUGAACGAAAGAAGAUUAUUUCCCGUGUCCGGAAACGCCAACCUUCAAAGCCAAUUCCCACCACUACACAACGGUCGGAUACUGUUGAAAAAUACUCAGGGAGAUAG